Amoebophrya sp. A120 is the source of this 566-nucleotide messenger RNA. NCBI's taxonomy places the organism in Eukaryota, Dinophyceae, Syndiniales, Amoebophryaceae. The record is from the annotation of a GenBank genome assembly.
CGUCCUCUCGGCAAGCAAACUGCGGAAAACGCAACGAACCCGUCCUCGGAACAGGUGACAAUAGAUACUGUAGCAGAUGAAGGACGAAGGGAACCUGAUCUAGGUGGCGGACCAAAAAAUAAAGGCGCUAAUGGCAAUCAUGGACACAAUAAUCAGAAUCAAACAACUGCCACUGAUGCUGCUCCUUUGAUGUCCACUUUUAAGGCCGCCCUCGACUUCUCACAAAUUCUUCCGGGAACCAAGUUUUCCGCCUCGCCUCAAGAGAACUGGUCGAAACAGCAGGGGAAAGAUGGUAGAAGCAACAUGACCCCCUUGACGCCCGGGACCACCAGGCCAGUGAAGGUUACGGAAUUGUUUCGAAAAACCGCGAUUGAGUUUUCAACCACCUGGCUGAAAGACCGGAAGAGGCAGGAAGUGGAUGAAGCCGAGCCGACGUACUUCAGGAGAAAGAGGUUGUUUUUUGCCGCCGUGAAGAGUGUGAAGUCGGGUAGAACUGGUGGAGGUAGCAUGGAUACGUCAUGAAGAAUUUUAUGACGAUCAUCAAGAUAGAGGUAAGAACGUUGGCG